AUGCGAACAUAUGGAGUGUUCGGUCUCCAACACCAUGUUCGCAACAUUAUUUCCAUUGGCGAGCACUUUGCCUCGCUUAUCAAAUCCCGGCCAGAUUUAUUCACUAUAAUUGUGCCCCCGGCAUUUGCUUUGACCGUAUUUGUGGUCAACACUGUGAAUGGCGGCGGGGCAGAGGAGAGGAAUAAGCUUACAAAGACUGUUUAUGAAUCUAUAAACGAAGAGGGUAAGAUCUUUAUCACAAGUGGUGUUGUAGAUGACAUCUACAUGAUACGUGUGAUUGGGGCUAGCUCCAAGACAAGGAAAGAGCACUUAGAAAGGGCGUUUGGAAUCAUCGUAGAGAUGGCCGAGAAGGUUAGGGGUGAGAAGGAGGAGUAUAAAAACGCUGAUGUUGGGGAAGUUGGGGAGGUGCAACUUAGGGGGCUUUAG
Morchella importuna is the source of this 426-nucleotide messenger RNA. RefSeq lists its product as uncharacterized. The record is from RefSeq and is a predicted model, not a curated record. Lineage: Eukaryota; Fungi; Ascomycota; Pezizomycetes; Pezizales; Morchellaceae. The transcript has a single exon. Bases 1 to 426 code for a protein of 141 amino acids.